Molecule: messenger RNA, 456 nt
Organism: Acanthosepion pharaonis
Lineage: Eukaryota; Metazoa; Mollusca; Cephalopoda; Sepiida; Sepiidae
Source: the annotation of a GenBank genome assembly
AUGUAUGAUUUUCCUCGAUGCAAACAAGCUUUCGUGGAUCACCACGAAGCUUCCACGCUUACACACUUGCAAGAGAUUUUCUUGACCCCCUUCCCCGACAACCUCAAUGAGAUCUCUCUCUCUCUCUCUCUCUCUUUCUCUUUGCAUAAUUCGAGUCACUCACUCACACAUUCUCCCUCUCUCCCCACUCUCUCUUUCUCUCUCCCUCUCUCUCUUUCUCGUUGCAUAAUUGAAGUCUCUCUUUUUCGUUAUAUAAUUGGUAGUCACUCAUUCACACAAUCCCCCCUCUCCCUCUCUCGUUAUAUAAAUAAAGUCUCUCUUUUUCGUUAUAAAAUCGGUGGUCUCUCUGGCUCUCUUUUCCGUUAUAUAAUCGACGGCCUCUCUCUCUCUCUCUCUCUCUCUCUCUUUCGUUAUAUAGUUACUGGUCUCUCUUUCUGUCUUUCCUUAUAUAUUUGA